Molecule: messenger RNA, 1293 nt
Organism: Anopheles bellator
Lineage: Eukaryota; Metazoa; Arthropoda; Insecta; Diptera; Culicidae
Product: dipeptidase 1-like
Exons: 4
Coding region: 1-1293 (430 amino acids)
Biological process (GO): proteolysis
Molecular function (GO): metallodipeptidase activity
Source: RefSeq, a predicted model, not a curated record
AUGUCACUUCUAUCAUCAGCAUUCCGGUGGACGUUGGCGCUCUGCUUCUUGCUCCUGUCGGCCCUCCUAUCGCUGACCCUGGCCGGUCCGUUGGCGAUCGAUGUGGAAGAACCACCGGCUUCGGCGAGGCAACUGUUUGGGAGCACCGUGCUCGAUGAGGUGCCCCUAAUCGAUGGACACAAUGAUCUACCGUGGAAUCUGUACAACUAUGAGCGCAACCGUAUCAAUCAGUUCGAGCUGAACAGUGACCUCAAACAGCACCCGGUGUGGGGGCCUUCGACGAGCAGCCACACGGACAUACCGCGUCUGCGGGCUGGCAAAGUUGGGGCCCAGUUCUGGGUCGCUUACGUUAGCUGCUCCAACCAGUACAAGGAUGCCGUAGAGCGGACGCUCGAGCAGAUCGACGUAAUCAAGCGUAUGGUGCGGAAGUACCCGGACCAUCUGAAGUACGUCACCGGGACGGACGGGAUAAGGACGGCGUUCGAGGAGGGAAAAGUUGGGUCGCUGAUCGCCGUCGAGGGUGGCCACUCGAUGGACUCGCGGUUGGCCGUGUUGCGAAUGUACUACGAGCUCGGCGUUCGGUAUAUGACCCUGACGCACUCGUGCAACACGCCGUGGGCCGAUGCAUCACCGAUCGAUGACGAAACGGAUCCGGUGCUGCGAAACGUGUCCGUGUGGGGCCGGAACGUGAUCUGGGAGAUGAACCGGCUGGGUAUGCUGAUCGAUCUGUCGCACGUUAGCCACGGGGUGAUGGUGGACGUUCUAGAGCACACGAAGGCUCCGGUUAUCUUUAGCCACUCGUCGUCACACGCCGUCUAUCAGCAUCACCGAAACGUCAGAGACGAGGUGCUGAAGAGUUUGGUCGCGAACCGGGGCAUCAUUAUGGUCAACUUCUACACCGGGUUCAUCGGGGGAAACUCGAUCGACAACGUUGUGGCGCAUCUGAACUACAUCAAGAGCAUCACCGGUCCGGAUUACAUUGGACUGGGGAGUGACUUCGACGGUGUUGGAUCCGUGCCGGCCGGGCUGGACGAUGUCUCGAAGUAUCCGGACUUGUUCGAUAUGCUGGCCGAAGGUGUCUACCGCACCGGGGAAACGUUUGUACCGUGGACUCGCGAAGAACUGCGAGCAUUGGCGGGUGAGAACCUGCUGCGAGUGUUUGGCGAGGUUGAGCGGGUCCGCGACAGUAUGGCGGGUGUGGCGCCGUACGAGGACCUGAUUCCGUACGCGGAGUUUGUCGAUGCCGGAGUCGCCGACCAGCCGUGUAUGAGCGAUCUGGAGAUCCACAAAUAG